Molecule: messenger RNA, 7491 nt
Organism: Aricia agestis (brown argus)
Lineage: Eukaryota; Metazoa; Arthropoda; Insecta; Lepidoptera; Lycaenidae
Exons: 9
Coding region: 711-6908 (2065 amino acids)
Biological process (GO): negative regulation of transcription by RNA polymerase II
Cellular component (GO): nucleus
Molecular function (GO): transcription corepressor activity; protein binding
Source: RefSeq, a predicted model, not a curated record
GGCGGCUUCCUCAGUCGCUUGCUCAACGCGUCAGAGAGUGUUCGUCGGAGUGCGACAGGAACUCACUUGUAAUUUAAUCGUAGAUUUUUAAACGUUUGGAAUCUGUGUAAAAGCUGAACGUCACGCUUCGCCGCCGCCAUCAGUGCCGUGGAUCUUGGUUACGACUGUGUUGUAUUUGUGAUAGUGCUCGUGGCCGAACGGAACAUCGUGGUAUCGAGGUUGCUGGCGUCGUCGAUCGUCUUUCGGUAUUUAGAAGGAAAAUCCGAGGUCUCGUAAAAUUCUUGUUUACGUUGAAGAAAACACCGGCAACCAUAUCUCGGGCAACAAGUGUUUCAGUACCUACUUGGACUGGGUGUGAACCCAGAUACGUUGUGUGAAGUUUUAUGUAAUCGUUUAUAAACUCCGUUAGAAAAGACUUAAAUCUGUGAAGACUGAAGUGAACGCUGUUAAAACUCCGACUGUGUUGGUUUUUUAGUCUCGAGUGAAGUGAAGGAGACGUAAUUAUUGCUCUCCAAUUGUUAUGCUUUGGAAACAAGUGUGCAGUGCUAUUAGUUAAUGGAUUGUAUACUAAUUGGGAUCUGAACAGAUAAAUGGCAAAUGUAAUGCUGCUAAAAAAGGAAGAGACAUGAAAGCGAAAAUCAUCAGUUACUCUCACCGAGCCGAGGAGCCAAGAUCGAAAGGUGGUGUCUUAAGCAGAUUGAGUGCGUAGUAUGGAUGAGAGUUUCAACAAUGUAGUGGAAGGGACGCGCCAGUAUUUCAUGGGUCUGCCUAAGCCAGCUCAGGAUGGGUCUGUGCAGCAGGUGUGGCCGACAGGAUCGCCUACUGAUGAAGGCACUCCUGUUCUUUCCGGUGUCGGGCCAAAUUCCUCGCGGCCACCGUCCGUUGUCACGGCACAUACCUCUCGACCGCCGUCCACCGCUGCUGCGCCGCCUUCCACGUCAACACCUGCACCAAUAAAUAUUCCAUCUCGUCCGCCUUCGGAACCGUUAGAACCCGAGCCUCAUAUUAUACACAAAGCGACUGUAAUGCGUGAAGCAGCUGAAAAACGUAGAGAACAACCAGAAAUAGAAGAUGAGGAAGAAGCGGGUGGAGCUUUAUCACCUCCAUCACACAUCAUAAGAAAACCGACACCACACAUGAUGCCGUCUCCUGCACCGGCAUCGGCGGUGCCGAGUCCGUCACCAGUCCGACCACCCUCCGCAGCCUCUUCCCUUCCUCCACAUGGUUCAGAGCAAAAAGAGCUUUCUACACAGUAUCGGUCAUCCGUCCACAGAGUUCAGACGCCUACGAUAAGGCUUCCAGAACAUUUCAGUAAUUCGAGUAGAGCAGACUCAUAUACCGCAUCGAGACAAAGUGAACAUUUUAUGCGAUAUCAGUAUGAUCCAAAUUCGGCAGAGAGCGGCAGACUAUCGCAUAAUUCUUCUAUUGCAUCUCCACAACCUUCAGCUCUACAUCGUCAGAGUCCACAAAGUUACGCUAGAAUAUCGAGUACAAUAACGCAACAUACGAGUAGAUUAAAUGAAACAUCUAUUCAUAAUUCGAUCGUGAAUCAACGUUACUCCCUACCGCCUCAACCGCCACCGCCACAUAAUGAUCGUGUACCACCAAUACACCAUCCACAAGUUCCUGCUGCUAAUAUUCUUACCACUGAUGAUAUUAGAUCAUCACAGAUGUACAAGAAUAGAGAGUCUUCAUUCUCUCGCACGAUGUCAAGUUAUGAAAGACAUCAAACAAUUCCACAACGAAAGUAUGACCCGCAGCAAACUUAUUCCGGAUAUCGAGCUUCGCAGCAAGUUGCAUCUAAUCAUAAUAUUGAUAAACGUAAUAACAAUCAAUACAAACACGGAACCACGGACGUAGUAAACGCUCACUAUACCACAAGACCUCCAGAUCGACCGAUAUUAACUCAACAACCACACGUUCAUGAACAUCAUAGAGUUAUUCCCAGAACGGAGUAUGUAAAUAAGAAUCCUACGAAUUCUAAAAACUAUAAUUAUCCUGUUCCAUCUACCUCUUCUGUAAGAUAUGUACAAAAUACAUCUGUUCCUAUUAAUCAAAAUAAUACAUCUGCGCUACCAAGAUCUAGCUAUCGAUCAGCUGUUGCCCCAAAGUCAAGUUACGAUUAUUCGGCACUCAAUCAAUCUCACACUUCCCCAUCUCGAGCUGCAAUGAAAGCUGGCUAUCAGAAUCCUCAGACUAAAAUGACAGUUUCUGUUACAUCAAUAGUAGAUCAAAUGAAUCAAACUAAACAAAGGCGCGAAUCACCUCUAGAUUUAUCUGUUAAGACUGUAAAAAAUUCAGCCGAUUCGUCUACGACUCAAGACGAUAUGGUUGAUUCUGCCUCGAUGAAAAAUGAAAGUUUCACGUUACAACCACGAUUAACAAACAAUCGCACAAACAUAACAUCUUAUUCGGCCUAUGCAGCAUCACACGCAUCACAUAAAGUUGAUUUUGCCCCAGACUUUGCUCAAUAUAGAGGGGAGAGAAUUAAUGCUAGUCAUAAUUACAAUGUAUCACCUCAACCAAGUCUGCCUGGACGUCAUAAUGAAGGAUUUGAUCAACUACGACCAGUUGUUGAUCCAUGCUCUAUUGAAUCUCGUCAAGUAUUUGCAGAGCGUACCAAAUAUCAAGACAUUCAUAGAAAUGAUUAUGUACCCCGAAUAGAUCUUACACGAUCUAACAGUGAAGAGCCGCAUGUAGAAAAUAGAAUUCGAGAUGAUAGGCACUUUAUAAUAGAAGAUCGUAAACGAAUAGGCGGUCCAGAUAUAAGUAACAUUCCCAAAAAAAUUGUGAAAUAUGAAACGUGGUCAUCUGACAGUCGGAUAGAUCGGUUAAGUCAAUCGGCAAGGGAACAACGAGAAUUAAUGAGCCGUCCGGUUUACAACUAUCAAAGCUACAAAAGAUUUGAAGCCUUCCAGAAUGAUCUAAAACGUCCACAUUUGCCUUCUGCGCGAUAUGCAGAUCCACAGCCCCAUGUAAGUCAUCGAUACUCGGUUAGUCACUUCAAUGAACAGAUCCACCGGGAAGUAAAUGGCUAUCAUGGUUCUUACGAUAAGAAUCUAUCAGUUGCUAAUAAUCGCCAUAUAAUACAAAAAAUUCCGAGCCAUCGCGACAUACAUCCGCAUUUAAAAGAUAUGCAGCAACCUGCAGAUAAGAAAGUUUUGAGUAUUUUAAGAAAUAGCUUGGAAAUCAAGCAAAACUACGCCGAACCUUUGAAACCUUCAGAUAAAAUACCGGAUCUCAUAGUUAUAGAUGAUGGAGAUGAUCAAGUUAUAGACAUUACAAAAGAAACGGAAUCGGAAUCUACAAAUAAUCAAAUUAAUAAAAACGAUGGAAUUUUGACCCAACAGAACUUCAGUCAUGAUAUUCAAAUGCCUAAAGCAGUAGACUCUAUUACUCGCGAUGAUCUGCGACACGAACAGUCGGAAUCUAAAACCAAGUCCCCAGAAAAUGAUGUUGCAUCCAGGAUCAGAACAAAAGCCGAACUGAAAGUCAUGCCACCAUCGCAAGAUAGCUCUAAUAAAAAUGAUACCUCUGCUAAUAUUCGAAGUAAUGAAACAAAAAUUCUUCCGAAAUCACAAAAACAGCAUCUAUUCAAUCAAAUUCGAGAAGAUAACUUGAGAUUAGAAUCUGUCAUCAAAACCGAAAAAGCUGUAGAAGGCGUACAAGAAAUUAAAUCUGAGCCUAUGAGUAUUGAAGAAAUAGAAAAAGAUGCUAUUAGACAUAUUAAAACUGAACAUAAUGAUGAAGAUUUUGAGAAUAGCGAGCCUGAUGUUAAGGAUGCCUUAGAUAUGGAUUGGGCGACAGCAUGUGACAGUUUUAUGGAGCAAUUAAAAGAAGGCUGCCAUAAAAGAAAACCAAAUAAAAGAAUCGUAGAAAACGUUAGUCUUGAUGGAGAUAAUAAAGUAGUUGAAUCAAAUUCAAUAAUUGCCACAGUUUCAUCAGACAAGAUAGAGGUCAAAGCAGAUAUUAUAAUCAAAAUUAAACAAGAGCCGAAAGACUUCGAGGAAGAAAAGGCAGGAAAAGAAAAUUUAAAUACUCCUGAAGUUGUACAAGAAAUGCCUAGGAAAACAAGAAGAAUAAGCAAGCAUGAUAAGAAUAGAAAUGAAAAGAAAUUAGACAAAGAAAAUGAAAAAGUAAACAAAAAUAGGUUUAGUUCAAAAUCUAACAAAAAUAAAACUAACCGAACGCAAAUAUCUGUAAAAAAGGAAGUAGAAGAUGAAGUGCCCAUUGCAAAUGUUAAGGAAGAAGCUGAGUCAACAGAUGACGACGAACCACUCAUAAAAAGUAAACUACUCAAAGAAAAAGAGCAAAGUGACCGUAUGAAAUAUCAAUUACUUAAAGAAUUAGCGGAAAAGUCAGCUUAUGUAAAAUUAGAAUGCUGCGAUGAUAUUAGUACCAGAAAGUCACUUGAUUCAAUCAACAAAGACAAGGAAGCCAUGAAGUCCAGUAAAAACAAAUUAGCUAGACAAACUUCUAAGGAUACAAGAUCAAAAGAAAAAACAAUUAGCGAUAGUUCAAAGGACGAAGGAAUAAAUGAGCUUUAUUCAGAUAGUGAUGACGACGUAUUAAGUGUAUCAAGUAGGCUUCGGGUACGAAAGAUUGCAAAAUCAGAAGACGUGACAGUUGCUUCAACCAACAAGACUUCUGCCAAGUCUUCUCCUACAAAAAGAAUGGAUUCAAGUAGUUCUUGUUCAACUCCCUUAAGAAAAUCUGGAUUUGGCGAUGGAUCUGACUUCCAUCCUGGAUGGGAAGAAGAAUUGUAUAAAUAUAAACGGUCACUUCGUAUGCCGACGAGACUAAUCGCAAUACCCAGAGGUCGAUCUGGUGGACCUUUCUUUUUAAAGAAUUGUGCAAAUCAAUUGGCAAGAGGCUCCACGUCACUGCCCGAUUUAGACCCUGUACCGUUAUCUCCUGCUCCCUCAUCUGCUCAAUCAGCUGCUACUGACGACAUAUAUAGGCGUCCAGAUAAAAAUAUACUAGAUAGUGAUCUCGAGUCUAAUUCUAGCUGUUCUGCUUUCAAUAAUAAACUUCAAUAUGAUUCAGAAGCUUCCACCUCAACAAUUUUUUCAUCCACGAACACUAAUAGAAGUAAGGGUAAAUCAAAUUCUAUUGUUGACGUAUUGAUUAAAAAGUGUAGUAGAAAAGACGAAAUCAAGAAAAAACUUAAAGACAAAGAGGAAAAAUCGUCCAAAAUUUUACCUAAAAGUUCAAAUACAACAGAGCUUUUGCCGACACCAAGUUUGGGUUUAGUAAAAAAUGGAAAUAAGGGUAAUUUGAGUGCGAGAAAAGAAAAACUUAUGGAAGAUAUUUUUUAUCUUGGUGCUUUUAGAAAAGAGACUGUUACAAUGUUUAGAACAGCUUUCAUAAAUAACACGAAUGGGCUGAUUGGCGCUACAGAAGAAUUCGCACCGGUUGUAUUAAAAUCGCGAACCAGAACAGAAAGCCGAGUGUUGAAACAACGAGCUACAAUAAAGGAAGUAUUUGGUGAUGAUCGUCCAGCAUCUGCUCCACCAACAUCUUGCAGAGAAGAGUACACGGCUGAUGCAGAGGAAGAAUCUUCUGUAAUUACAAAGAAAGAUGUCGAUAUAAAAAAUAAGAUUAAACAAAAAACAAAAAACAAAAUGUUAAGAAGAUCAAGUUCUAUACGGGAUGGUUUGAGAAGUACAAAAUCUCUCAAACGGAAUGAUGCCAAAGGACGUAUGAUGAGAUUAAAAAAGAGAAACAGCUUAUUGAAAUCGUUAAUAUCUACUAAGAAAAAUAAAAUUUCUUCAUCUUCGAAUAUUAAAGUAAAAUCUGAGAAAAAUGAUAAAUCUCCAGAAGAUAAUAAAGAUGAUUCUAAAGAAGAUAACUCCAUUCCGAGUACAACAGAAACAAAUGCAAAAAAACGUUUUAAACGACUAUUUGGUAGAAGGAAAUUUAGCUCAGGCUUUGAUUACAUUCGAAAGAAAAAGAAAAUUAUUCGUAGAGAUAACUCUCCUAAAGUUCGUCGACAAGCACCCAAGCCUAGCCCUGAAUCAGUCCACGACAUACAAAAAGAAAUCAAAGGAUGGUUUAUAAACAAAAGCAUUGGCGAAACCCACCUUCACCGCGCUGCAAGACUUGGAUUUACGGACUGUGUUGCAUAUUGUUUGGAAAAAAUGAAAGUAGACCCGUCAGCAAAAGACAACGCUGGUUUUACAGCAUUACACGUUGCAUCCGCGAAAGGCCAUGUUAGGAUUGCGCGAUUGCUUUUACAAUACGGAGCUAAUGUUUCUGCUGCAGCCCAGGGAGGAAUACGACCUUUACACGAAGCUUGCGAAAAUUCACAUGUGGAAGUCAUACGCCUAUUGUUAGCAUAUGGCGCAGACCCAAUACUGGGCACAUAUGCAGGUCAAACGCCGGAGGAGUUAGCAGAUGGAGCGGCGGCAAAGUUACUACGGCUGCACAUAGCCGAUGUCCAGGGACUAUCAGUGGAACCCUGGAUAUUUCCAUCGCCUGCAGAAAUAAUAGAUCGUGAAUCCCUGGGCUGUGAUCCGUUGUCGUCACCACCGCCCGCAUCACCCCCGCCGCCGCCUGACUCCACGAUCGAGAUUCAGUGCAGUGAAGCCCCGCUACCACCAUUUUACAGUCUGCGGUCCAGUACAGGACAAGCCGUUGAAGGAUAUUGGUGCCUGCUGCAGGAUAUUACCAACAUAUUGCAGAUAAAGUCAAAGGAAAGUUUACUGAAACAGAUACAUUGCGGGUCUGGGUCUCCCAAAGAACUUUUGCGAGAAAUAAAGACACAGGAGUUCUUGGAAAGAGCUCAGUGUCAUCAACUGUUAUGCGCCGGAGAGAAAGUCAACAUACGCGCCUCGAAAGUAGCCUUAAUACGAGUCACUGACAAGUUGAGGCAACUGCUUAAAAUUGAGACUGUUAUUGUUAGUUGACAUUAGUGAUCCCUAGUACACACAUAACAAUUUUUCGAGAUACAACCAAAAGUACAUAUCUAGAAAUUUUAAGAAAUAUACAAGUAAAACUCUUGUAUACUUCUUAAAAUAUGAGAAUAAGAAUAAGAUUAGUUAGUAUCAAUAACACAGACAUAGAUCAUGAUCAAGAUCAAGAUCUAUGUCUGUGGACUGUGAUCAAUACCGAUUCUAAAUACAGCAAACUUAUAUGGUGUAAUGGAAUGACUGAAUAAAAUGAGGCUGGGCAUGAAAUUGGAUGUAUUUAACCGACUCCAAAAAGGAGGAGGUUAUAAUAUGUUCGGCUGUAUAUUUAAAAUGUAACAUUUGACAGCACUUUAUAAAUUAAUAAUUUAAAAUGUAAAGUAAUUUCAUCCUGACAUUAAAUUGAUCCUGAUAUUACUGCUGUUAUCACUAUUCACUUCACUCUUUAGUAAUUAUAGUAUGUAUAACUUCUCCUACUCAGUCAAUAAUAUGAUGACCUAUAAGAAUUAAAACCAUAAUAUUGUAUCUAAUACUGUUAGGAUUCUGUAAUAUAAUAGAUAUAGGUGUAAAUAAUAUAAUAUAU